This is a messenger RNA of Panicum virgatum (switchgrass), 1094 nucleotides long. RefSeq names its product polcalcin Phl p 7-like. Gene Ontology annotation, molecular function: calcium ion binding. Bases 376 to 618 code for a protein of 80 amino acids. Lineage: Eukaryota; Viridiplantae; Streptophyta; Magnoliopsida; Poales; Poaceae. The record is from RefSeq and is a predicted model, not a curated record. The transcript has 2 exons.
CUACAGCAUACAGCCCCCUAGGUUGUCCGUCGGCUUCGCCUGGCUGCCUCUUGUGUCCGCCUGGUGGUUGGACGAUUCCGCCGAGGGACAGGAGGAAGAAGCAGCAGCCAGCAGGUGCUGGCGCCGAUGGAUGGAUGGCGGUGAGGUGACCCGGCAAUUUCUCCCCGGCGUCUCCUCUCCUCCACAAACGUAGUGAGGAUUGCGAUCGCUCCUCCGAUCCGAUCCAUAUAUGGCUAUAUAGUGGAAGGAACAAGUCGAGGAGAAGAGCUAAUUAUAUUAACGCGUACUGCGUGGGAGGCAGGGGGCAAGUAAUUUUAAUUAAGAGAGGGAGAGAGGACGUACAGCAGAUCGACGCCGGCCGAGUCGACGACGACAAUGGCGGAGGCGGCGGACAUGGAGCGGAUCUUCAAGCGGUUCGACACCAACGGCGACGGCAAGAUCUCGCUGUCGGAGCUGACGGAGGCGCUGCGGACGCUGGGGUCCACCUCCGCCGACGAGGUGCAGCGCAUGAUGACCGAGAUCGACACCGACGGCGACGGCUGCAUCGACUUCAACGAGUUUAUCACCUUCUGCAACGCCAACCCGGGGCUCAUGAAGGACGUCGCAAAGGUCUUCUGAUGAUAUGAUCAUUCAACACAUACCUGCUGAUCAUGCAUCCUACAACAAUCAAAGAUGGAGUCACCUAUACCUAUCAUCGUCGUCGCUCCAUCAGCUGGCUCGCCGAUCAUACAUAUAUAUCGUCUUUGAUUAAUUAUUUCAUCCAUCGUCAUUUAAUUUGGGGUGGUUUAUUUACUAACUUAAGCAGUACUGCUAGCUAGUACGAUCGAGCUAGCUCCAUCAGUUUUGUUAUUCUGAUGACGAGUCUCGUUUUUUUUUUCAUCGACCUUGUUGGCUUCGAUUCCAAUAUAUAUGGACGACUUUUCUUUUCUUUUCUUUUUCCCGUUCAUAUGAUAUAUAUGCCUCCGAUAAUUCCUUAAGUAAAUUGUACUGCCUCAGCAGCUGGGCCGGCUAUGUAAUUGAUUGGAGAAACGAACCAUCUGCAUCCUAAGCAAAGUAUGCAUGCAUGUUUUCAUUAAUGGAGUUUGAUUAUUGUU